This is a messenger RNA of Panonychus citri (citrus red mite), 854 nucleotides long. RefSeq lists its product as uncharacterized. The record is from RefSeq and is a predicted model, not a curated record. Bases 125 to 490 code for a protein of 121 amino acids. Lineage: Eukaryota; Metazoa; Arthropoda; Arachnida; Trombidiformes; Tetranychidae. The transcript is spliced from 2 exons.
UCUUAUUUUGUAGAUAAAAUUAAUUUUAAAUAAGAAUUAUUUCCCGUUUGUAAAAGGAAACUCUAACAAGUGCAUCAAAAACUAUUGUGUUUCAGUUUUUUAAGAUAUAUUUGAUAUCAUAAUUAUGGACUUGAAUAUAAUCCCAAAUUUCACCUUUGUAGUUGUAUGUUCAACUAUUUUAUCAAUGAUAGGUGGUAAUAUCAGUUUUCAGUUGUUGCCCACAUCUGAUAUUACUGUUGGCUCUAAUCAAUAUGGUGGUGGAUAUGGUGGUGGGGGAGGUGCUGGUGCUGCCCGUUAUACGGAUGAUACCUUGAAUUUUUCUUCUGGUUCUGGUUUUCAAAUUAAUGAUAAAGAUACGAAAUACUAUAACUAUGACGAUGAUGGUGACGAUGAAGAUAACAAUGGCGAUGAUGCACCGAUGGUGAACGAUGAUGGCUACCAAGUUUAUAAACUAAAUGUAGAACUUAAAAAAGUAUUACCUGAGUAUUGACAGCCAAAUGAUUACUUGAUUCUCCUUAUGCUUAUUUGCAUUUUGCAAACAUUUUUAACGAUCUAAUCAUGAUUAGAGUGCUAGAUGAACCACAGCAUCAUUUCUAUGUACCUACGUUAUAACGUAAGAUGUCGAUGCCUUCAACAUGCCGUUCAUCACAAUUUUAUUUACUCAUUUUCGUCUGAAAGGUUUGCAUUAAAUAAUAUUUGAAGACUUAAAAUGAAAGUGAACAUCUUUUGCCUUGUAUCGCGAUUAACAACAAAUUCAGUAUGAAAUUAUAAUAAUUACCUAAUAAUCCUUGUAAUCUGUAAAACACAAUGUAGCAACAAAUAUAACCCCCAAAGAUAAAAAUUCGAAUUCGGAA